CCUCUGUGUAAUAACUUUUGGUUCCCGUUUCCUCCGUACACCUUCCUGCCUCACGCCUCUUCGUUGGUUAAAACAGAUCAUGACGCAGCAGCUUCUCUCCCAUAUAACGAUCGAGCGAGACGUUAUAAAUCAUACCGUGAGGCGCACUGCCCGUGUUGCACACCGGAUGCUGUUAAUCUUCCCCCAGACAGUUUCCGGUUGCUGGUGCCUGGAAAAUGGCGGCCGCGGUGAGGAGCGGGGUACUGAGCGGCCGGCGGUGCUGGUGGGGGAUCCGCGCAGCAUCUCCUCAUGUAAUCGGCGGGAAAAUCCCGGCUGGUGCGCGAGGUAUGGACAGAGCAGGCGUGCGGCACUCCUUGGCUGUUACUAUGGCAACAGGCGGCCAUGACAGCUUGACCUUCUACAUGUGCUCUGACACACAGCCAAUGUGGAACACACACUGACCGGGUCUGUGUUCUGAUUGCAAGUAAACUGUGUGUGUAGGAUGACUGUGUGUGUGUGUGUGUGUGUGUGUAGGAUGACACUGUGUGUGUAGGAUGACACUGUGUGUGUGUGUGUGUGUGUAGGAUGACACUGUGUGUGUGUGUGUGUGUAGGAUGACACUGUGUGUGUGUGUGUAGGAUGACACUGUGUGUGUGUGUAGGAUGACACUGUGUGUGUGUGUAGGAUGACACUGUGUGUGUGACACCGUGUGUGUGUGUGUAGGAUGACACUGUGUGUGUGUGUGUAGGAUGACACUGUGUGUGUGCAGGGAUGACACCGUGUGUGUGUGUGUGUGUAGAUGACACUGUGUGUGUGUAGAUGCACACUGUGUGUGGAUGACACUGUGUGUGUGUAGGGAUGACACUGUGUGUGUAGGAUGACACUGUGUGUGUGUGUAGGAUGACACUGUGUGUGUAGGAUGACACUGUGUGUGUGUAGGAUGACACUGUGUGUGUGUAGGAUGACACUGUGUGUGUAGGAUGACACUGUGUGUGUGUGUAGGAUGACACUGUGUGUGUGUGUGUGUGUGUGUGUAGGAUGACACUGUGUGUGUGUGUGUAGGAUGACACUGUGUGUGUGUGUGUAGGAUGACACUGUGUGUGUGUAGAUGACACUGUGCGUGUGUGUAGGAUGACACUGUGUGUGUGUGUGUGUAGGAUGACAACGUGUGUGUGUGUGUGUGUGAUGACACUGUGUGUGUGUGUGUAGGAUGACACUGUGUGUGUGUGUGUGUGUAGGAUGACACUGUGUGUGUGUGUGUGUAGGGAUGACACUCUCGUGUGUGUGUGUGUGGUAGGAUGACACUGUGUGUGUGUGUGUAGGAUGACACUGUGUGCGUGUGUGUAGGAUGACACUGUGUGUGUGUAGGAUGACACUGUGUGUGUGUGUGUGUGUGUAGGAUGACACUGUGUGUGUGUGUGUGUGUGUGUGUGUGUGUAGGAUGACUCUGUGUGUGUAGGAUGACUCUGUGUAGUAGAUGUUUAGUGUGUGUGUAAUGAUGUCCUAUGUCUUGCCACCCUCCUGCUAAACGUUCUGCAGAGAGGGCGCUAUGAUCCCUGGUGGUCCUUAUGGGUUAACUCUGCUUGGUGGUGUACAGGUCAAUAAACUCUACAUGCCAGUUAAUGUCCCUGGUAGUUCAGCUGGUGAGUGUGGCCUGCACCUCUGGUGAGUGCAGACCACUGUAAUUGCUUCUUCUUGAUUCAGCAGAUCUAACUGCAGGCUGGGAAUACUAGUGGCUGUGCUCUGACCUAUUGCUGGACCAAGAAGGAGUACUUACUGUAGUCUGCACCCAUCUGAGAGUGACAUGCUUCCUGACCUAGCCAUGUCUUCAUGGCUAGGUCAUGGCUUUUUUUUUGCUUUUUUUUUUUUUUUUGUCUUUGGUCAUGAUUUUAAAGGGACACUAUAGUCACCCUUUUAAAGGGACACUAUAGUCACCCAGACCACUUUAGCUCAAUGAAGUGGUCUGAGUGCCAGGUCCCUCUAGGGUUUUCCCUGCCUGCUGUAAGCAUAGCAGUUUCAGAGAAACUGCUAUGUUUACAUUUGGGGUUAAGCCAGCCUCUAGUGGCUGUCUUCCGGACAUUUAAUGCCACCAUCACGCAGAGCGUCCGUAGGAAAGCAUUUUUCAGUGCUUUCCUAUGAACACUUUUAAUGUGCGAGCGGCACUGCCGCGCAUGCGUGCUCUGCUGACGUCGGCGGGGGAGGAGAAGUAAGGGAGCCCGGCGGUGGAAUAAGGUGAGUAACUGAAGGGGUUUUAACUCCUUCAGCACCACAGGAGGGGGACCCUGAGGGUGGGGGCACACUCAGGGUACUAUAGUGUCAGGAAAACCGAUUUGUGAUCCUUUAAAUGGACACUUUAACCCUUUUAAGAAGCCACUGCUAAUGAAAAAUGCUAAAACUUUCCUUCAUUCCAACGCCUGGCCAAGUUCUUCCUUUAUUGCUGUCAUUGAGCAAAGGGCAUGAGGAAGGAUUCGUAAUGCCAUUGGGUGCUGGAGGCGAAGCCAAAUUUGCAAAGAAUGAUGUCCCAAUGUGGAUGAUGCUGGAGGUGGAGUUAAACUUGCAGCAGGGGGUUAAAGGAACACUACUAGUGUUGGGAAUACAAACCUUUUAUUCCUAACACUAUAGUCCUAGAGUGUCUGUUUAAUUGUUUGUCCCACAGAUUACAGUAACAAGGUAGUUUCACUAACAUUUUCUCGCUCGCUGCAACUGGCCCCACCUCCAUGAUUGAGAUCUUUAAUCUUGAUGAUCUCAUCCAAUCAAAUUCUUUUCAUCUCCUCAUAGUGAUGCUUUGAAUCAAUUCAUCUCUAUGGGGAGUAUUCAGUGUCUCAGUGCAGAGCUGCACUGAGAUAGGAGACGCUGAACGUGCACAGUGCAGCACUGUGAUUGGAAGCCUCUUUAGUUGCCAGUUGAGUGACUGCCUCUAGAGAUGUUACUAGGCAGCAAUGUAAAAUGUACAGACACAAGAAUUGUCCCCAACCACCCAAUGAAGCUCAGGGUUACGAAUGGUGUUAAUUUUUAUUUUUUUUAAAUAAAUCUAGUUUCAAGUGGUUUCUGCUUUUUAUACACACUGGAAGUGUUACAAAUUCACUUUUUCAGCACUUAUUAAUGUGCUUGAUGUGCCCUGUUUGUAAAGAAAUGGCUUACAGUACGCAUGCCACUCAAAAAUAAAAAUCUCACUGGAGCAUAGAAACGUCUUCUUGUUGUAGUAUUCCUUAUACUGUUUCUUAAAGGGACACUACAGGCACCCAGAUCACUUCAGGUCAUUGAACUAGUGUAAGUGCAGUGUCCCAGGUACUUUAUCCCUGCAGUGGUAAUUAUUGCAGUUUUUGAUAAACUGCAAGAAUUACUUGCUAGGCUUAACUCCACUUCUAGUGGCUGUCUACCAGAUGGAUUACUGGGUAGUUAGGCGACUUUUGAUCUCCUGACACUGGACAUCCUCACACUAUGCAUUAAAUCAAUGCUUUCCUAUCAAUGCUUUUCAUGCGUGUUAGCCCCACCCCCCAGUCAGCUGCCAUCAGACACAUUGGCGCUGGAAUUGGGUAAGUGACAUCCAGCAACACCCAAAACCUCAUAGCAUUUAUAAUACUUUCAUAUAGGGGAAGUCCUAAUGCAAGUGUGACAGUUGAAGCACUAUAGGAAAAUAACUUUAUAUUCCUGGCAUUGUAGUUUUUUGUUUUGUUUUUUAGAGUUUAACACUUGUUUCUUAUUAAGCUGCAUGUACAGUGUGUCUGUUAUAAAUGUUUCUCAUUAUUAACUUAUAUUUCUUUUGCAGAUGUUACUGUAUGCAGUUAUCGACACAAAACAAUAUAUUCAGCACUUCCGGAUGAUUACAAUUGGUAUGAACCAUAUCACUGUCACUUGUUAGAUUAUGGAAGUUAGCUUAAUCAUAUCCAUUUCUGACUGUGUGUGCCAUUUAAUCUUUAUUUCAAGUAUUUUAUCAGUUUUGUAAAUGUGAUUGGCUGUCACAGAUAGUAUUAAAGUAAAAAUAUGCAGUGUUAUUAGCUGAAAUGUGAAUUAUCAGGAAUUCAAAGUGAAUUUUAGAUCAAAAUAGCAGAAUGGGAAAAGUUCUGCAAGUCAGCUAUGCUUUUAUUCGAAAAAAAUUCACAGAUCUGAGGACACCCCUCAGAUGUGUAAAUAAUGGCUGGAAAAUGGAAAUGAAUGAUAUCAACGUAAAUAUAUCUCAAAAGAAUACUAAUAGUGAAUCAAAAAAACAAUCAAUAUAAAAACCUCCACAGCUUGAAUAGCUGUACCUCCCUGAUAUCUUUGUUAAUAAGUGUCAAGAUCAGACUGCCUGACUUUAAUGUUAUAUUUGUAAUGUCAAUGUCUGAAAUACAUAAGGAUACAAAUAACAUAGAUAGCAAUUCUAAUUAUACACAGCAUUUGUAUCAAAAUGUCAAAUAUACGGCAGGGAAGCAACAAAAUAAUGCUGCUACCUCAUUGUUUGAGUUAUGCUGUGUUUGCUAUAAAUUCUAUGGGGUAAAGAGACCCUGUGGAAUACUAAUCAGAAAGGCUUGUCAUUCAUGUAGCUGUAUGUGGGAUUAAUGUCCUUGGUCUAGGUACCCAUCAAAUACAGAAUAUUCAGUCCGAAAAAAUUAAAGGGCUGAUCAUGAACGCCUAUGAUAUUAGGUAUAAAAAACAGGUACUUUUCAGCCCCUGACGAAGGUGCACGCUAGUGGCACCGAAACGCGUGUCGGGUUUUCUUCUUUCUUCUUCACUUCACAGGGCACACUGUCACAUGUGCAAGGACCAACACUCUAAGUAUGGUCCUGCACAUUAGCCCAUUUUAAUUGCUUUAUUUUUUCUUCCUCCUGCAUAUUCUGUCUAUACACUAUGAGCUAUUGAACUACCUGUUUUUUAUACCUAAUAUCAUAGGCGUUCACGAUCAGCCCUUUAAUUUUUUCGGACUGAAUAUUCUGUAUUUGAUGGGUACCUAGACCAAGGACAUUAAUCCCACAUACAGCUACUUGAAUGACAAGCCUUUCUGAUUAGUAUUCCACAGGGUCUCUUUACCCCAUAGAAUUUAUAGCAAACACAGCAUAACUCAAAAAAUGAGGUAGCAGCAUUAUUUUGUUGCUUCCCUGCCGUAUAUUUGACAUUUUGAUACAAAUGCUGUGUAUAAUUAGAAUUGCUAUCUAUGUUAUUUGUAUCCUUAUGUAUUUCAGACAUUGACAUUACAAAUAUAACAUUAAAGUCAGGCAGUCUGAUCUUGACACUUAUUAACAAAGAUAUCAGGGAGGUACAGCUAUUCAAGCUGUGGAGGUUUUUAUAUUGAUUGUUUUUUUGAUUCACUAUUAGUAUUCUUUUGAGAUAUAUUUACGUUGAUAUUAUCAUUCAUUUCCAUUUUCCAGCCAUUAUUUACACAUCUGAGGGGUGUCCUCAGAUCUGUGAAUUUUUUUCGAAUACUCUUAAGAAGGGGUUAAGCCCCAUAUGACACUGCUGGAGUGUCAAUUAAGGUGAUUUCUGUGGAGUUCCAUCCAUAGAUAUAUUUUGUUUUUUCAGCUAUGCUUUUAGUUUGAGUAUAUUAGCCUAAAAUGUGUUGUUCAUUUUGAGUUCUUGAUAUUUCACACUUUCGUGAAUAACCCUCUAUCUGUGCGUCUCUUCAUGUUUACACGAACAGUACUUCAAGUAAAAAGACAAGCUCUUACCACUUUUGCACAACCAAAUUACUAAGUAAGCGGUAGCUUAUUGGUUGUGUUAUUUUAUUUCAAUUCAAAAGUUUUAUUGAAAUAACUUUUCGACAUACAAAAACGUCCCCUUAAAAAAAUAAAAAGUGGAUAUCCACAUGAGUUAUAUUUAUUUAUAUGUAAACAAUAAAGGGACACUAUAGUCACCCAGACCAUUUCAUCUCAUUGAUGUGGUCUGGGUGCAAUGUCCUUGUCCCAUUUAGUCCUGAAAUGUAAGUCAUUGCAGUUUUUGAGAAACUACAAUAAUUGGCUUGCAGAACUAAGACUGCCUUCAGUGGCUGUCAGUGAGACAGCCACUAGAAGCAUUUCCUGGAUGAUCGCAAACAUUGGUCCCCUAAAUGACGCUGGACGUCCUCAUGCUCCAUCGGCUGGAAUCUGGUAAGUGACUUAAGUUUUUUUUUUUUAACCAUUUAGCUGCAGUGUGGAACAGAGAGGGCACUAUAGUAUCAAUUUAACUCUUCUGUUUUGGGCUAAAGUUUUGCAAAAUACCUGCUUAUUUCACUUCAUUCACAGUUUUCUUUUAUUAGAAACAAAACCCUAUAACUGCAGCUCCUCCUCAAUGUAUGUUGAUCUACAUCUACCGUGUAUGUUGAUUCAUAGAUCCACAUUGUUUAAUUUUGUGCUAAAAAGAGCAACUAGUUUUACGUUUAACUAUAGCAUGUAUGUAUUUCUUUUUUUAGCAAAGUUGAGCUUGCUUUGACAUCUGAUGGAAAAACUAUAGUCUGCUACCACCCCUCAGUUGAUAUCCCAUAUGAACACACAAAGGUAAGCACACAUGCAAAAAGAUCUCAUUGGUUAGAAUGCAUGUACUUCUUGAACAUUUCCUUAUCAUUCUGAGGUUAGGAAAAGGAAAAAGUUAUUUGCAGUCAUAAACCUAUGAGAGACCCGGCUGAUGUAUUGUUUUCAAUUUCAAAGCAGAACUUCUACCUGUGAUGCCACAUAGUAUAGGCUUAUAAUUGCUCCAUUUUGUUUUUGCAAAUCAGUGCAAAUAAUAUUACCAGAAUCAUGAGAGAUUUUAAGAGAGUGGUAAAAUUGUAAAGGAGUGAAGCAAGUAUAAGUGAUUUCUUCUUAGUCAUGUUAAUGUAACUUUAGUUGUGAAUCUAGUUAUUCCUCUCUGUGCAUAGGUUCAGGGGCAGACCCUGUGUUAGCACCCCCUCCUCUUCCCUAAAAAUGUAAAAAAAACACCCACAAUUUUUUUUUCUUGUUUUCAAGAAUAUUUAUUGCACAUAAAAAUUGUGCACCCCCACAUCAAAUUCAUACCCCAUCACAUAAAGUUCAUACAGCCCAUACACAUAUAAAUUAUUCACCCCCACCCUACACAUAAAACCCCUGCAGACACACUCCCUUAAAGGGACACUAUAGUCACCAGAACAACUACAGCUUCAUGUAGUUGUUCUGGUGAGUAUAAUGGCUCCCUUUAGGCAUUUUCAUGCAAACACUGCCUUUUCCGAGAAAAGACAGUGUUUACAUUGCCCCAGGGGACACCUCCAAGUGGCCAUUCCUCACAUGGCCACUGGAGGGGCUUUCUGGCUCAGGGCUGCAUAGUGUGCAGGGAGGGGAUUCCUGGCUCAGGGCCAUUGGAGACGCUGAAUUUUUCUCAUAGAGCUGCAUUGAUUCAAUGCAUCUCUAUGAGGAGGUUCUGAUUUGCCAAAGCCCAUGCCGAUUUUAGCCAAUCCAAAGCUUUCACUAUUGAAAAGCAUUGGAUUGGCUGAAAAGCUGCCAUUUUAAUGUCACAAAGGGGGCGGAGCCUGCGCAGCACUGGAAAUAAGGUGAGUUAGCCACACUCUAAGAUCAGGAAUACAUGGUUGGGUUCCUGACCCUAUAGUGAUCCUUUUUAUAAAAAAAAAAAACCUGCAUACCCCCCUUAAUAAAAAAAAAACCUGCACACCCCCCUUAAUAAAAAAAAACUAAACCUGCACAGCCCCCCUUAAUGAAAAGAAAAAUAAAACCUGCACACCCCCCCUUAAUAAAAAAACAAAACCUGCACACCCCUCCUUAAUAAAAAAAAAAAACCUGCACACCCCCCUAAUAAAAAUAAAAAACCUGCACAGCCCCCCUUAAUGAAAAAAAAAAUAAAACCUGCACACCCCCCUUAAUAAAAAAAAAAAAUCCUGCACACCCCCCCUUAAUUAAAUAAAAACAAAAAAACCUUUACAACCCCUUAAGGACGCUGGAUGGAAAAUUUCCGUCCAAAAUUAAAAUUAACCCAUGAUUGCCGCAAUCGUGGGGUUAAUCUUCCUGUAGUGUCUCUCCAUAUCGGAGGCACACUACCAUGAGCAGUUUCACUGAUUCAGCCCAUGUGAUCGCUCUGACCGGGAUUCAGAGCCAUUACACAUGCUGCGAUCAGCUCCGUGUGUGAACUGCAGAGAGACAGAUCGGCUGCCUUUUGAUCACUGCCUGCUGUGAUCAAAAUACAGAUCACAGUAUUUCACUGUGAUCUGAUUUUUUUAACCCCUGAGGGUUAACUUUUUUAUUUAUUUAUUUUUUUUUUAAUCCUGAGGGGUUACAUUUAUUUAAUUUAAAUAUUUUAAAAUAUUUAUUUAGCUACGAUGGGUAGAAGUUAGUGGGGAAAUUGGGGCAUUUACGGUUUCGGCUAUUUAGGGGUUAAAAUUACAAUAAAAAGAUUUUAAAAAACUGUUGAAAAGUUUAACCCCUUAAGGACCAAACUUCUGGAAUAAAAGGGAAUCAUGACAUGUCACACAUGUCAUGUGUCCUUAAGGGGUUAAACAAAGUUUUAAAAUAGUAAAAUAAGUUGUUAAAAGCGAAAUAAAACUUUUUAAAAGUUAGAAAAAACGAACAUGGACCCAGCGUAAAAAUUCUAACUUAAAUGGCUCAAAUGUUGUCAUAUACCUGGUAAAGGUUCAAAACACGUCUUUUGAAAUACCCUGGGAUGUCUUCUUUAAGAAAUAGUAUGCUUUUAUGGGAUAGUUGGAAUAUGUAGUGGGGGUAACAACACAGCGUAAAGAUUCAAAGUAUGAAAAAACCUGCAAUGGCAAUGUCUGAAAUGUGCCCCUUCAACGUCCACAUAUACCUGGCAAAGGUACAUACGGGGGUAUUGCUGUACUCAGACAACAUAACUGAGCAACAUAUAAAGUAUUAUAAAGCCGUAGCACAAAUAAGGUUUGCAAAAUAUACAGUACAAACUAACUGUGUGUCAAAAAAGCAGAAAAAAAUGCUUAUUACCACUAAAUUUGAUACAAGCUAAAUAGGAGAGAUGCAAAUUGCAGUUGAACACAAACAGCAAAAAAUGCAAAAUUGCUUGUGUCGUUAAGGGUAUGUCCUGCUUCUGAAGCUGUGUCCUUAAGGGGUUAAUUUAAAAAAAAAAAAAAAAAAAACUUGCACACCCCCAAAAAACUUUCUAGGUAAUGUCCAUAUCCUCCUUGGAACAGAAUUGGGUAAUGCUGAGAUCCUGGACUGCUGCAGGGUUAUUCACUGAAGUGAGAAUUCUUGGAAAAUUGCCAGAUUAGAAAAUAUCUCCAAGUUGGGUAAGUUUCCAGGACAACUACUUUUGGCAUUCAAUUUGGAAUUCACUUUGAACCUCUGGCAGGUCUCACUUUAGUGAAUAACCCUUUUGGUGUGCCUUGAGAACGGAACCCUAGCAGGCAUAGGCAACCUUCGGCGCUCCAGAUGCUUUGGACUACACCUCCCAUAAUGCUUUGCCAGCAUUAUGGGUGCAAGAGCAUUAUGGGGGAUGUAGUCCACAAUAUCUGGAGUGCCAAAUGUUACCUACCACUGCGCCUAGCAUAUACCACAAUGCAAACAGAAAGGUGUUAAUAGUUUUACUUUUAUAGAUAAAUAAGCAGAGGCAGUAGGCCAACCCAAAGCCUGAAAUCGUCCUAGCAUUCUUUGAUCAUGUGAUAUAUAUGGAUAGGAAAAUGUUAUAUCCCUAACUCUCUCUCUUAAAGUAGACAGUGUUUACAUUCAGAGAUUCACUAGAACAUAAGAGGACAUAUCUCUUAUAAAUAUUACUGUCAGCUGCCACCAUUUUGAGUGCUUAUUUGUUUAUUUUUUUUACUAAAACUUUAAUUGAAAUGUAACUCUUCCUUGACUCAAAAAUAAUAGAAAAUGUGAUUUUUCUCAUUUGCCCAGCGCUUACAAAUAAACAUGUCAUCCCAUGCAAAAGAUAUUUAAAGUUUUGUUUUACAUAGUGUUACUGGAUGUCGUUGCCAUACUUUAAAUAGAUUAACAUAACUCUAUGUAAUAAACCACGUCAAAUUAGUAGAUCCUACGGUUCCUAUUGACGCGGCUUGCGACCCUAAUUUCCUAGUGUGCAUUGCAUCCCAGUAGAUAAAUCAGUCCUUUAACGACCAAAUUGUUUGUUCAGCCCAUUCCUGUACAGGAUCCUUUACACUGCCAUGAAGAAACACAUGAGCAAGUGCUCAAAGCCAGGUUACGAGAGGCUGAUCCCAGUCCUGCACCAACAAUAGAACAGCUCAGUAAAAUGUUUUACACAACCAAACACCGCUGGUAUCCUGUUGGACAGUAAGUAGACUGUUGCUUUAACAUUUUUGUUUCAGUAUAUUACAAUAAUUGUCAUGACUAUCAGCAUAAUGUAUUGAAGGCAUUUCUCAUUGUGCUAAGUAUCUGUUAACAAAUGAUAUAAUGUUAAAAGGCAAAGUAUAUUGAUGCUUCCAUUUAUCCCAUUUAGUACACUUUUCCUUGGCAUUUGUUUUGAAGUGAUCGUGGUGCAAGGAUGCAUCCUGCCAGUCAAUGAAUGACUGACAGGAUGCGUUUCCUCCAGCUCUUAAGUAAUCUUGGCACAUAGUGGGAUCCUGCUCAGAGGCAAAGCGUUUCGCUGCAUUGCCUAGGAAUGGCACCAUAGUACUCCUAGAAUCAAAACUACUGCAGCUGGUUGUGGUGCUUAUGAUGCCUGAAUGAACCCUUUUAAUAAAUAUACAUAAAUUUAAAAUGUGAAACUGACCGAGUAGUGUCUUCACUUCAUAUUCAGACUUUGAUUCACUUUAUCAAAUGUCAUGUGGUAUUACACCAUAGACAACUUGUAUAAUCAUCAUAUGUGUUUUAUACAUCGAAAGUAUUUACCCACAAGUGUAGCCCAAAUUUAUUCAAAGUAUAGAUGUUUCGGGACCCCUGUCCCUUUAUCAAAGAUAAAUGCCCUACAGAAACGUCUGUACUUUGGAUGCCCUUUAAAUAAAUAUGGGCUGCACUAGUGGGCCCCUAUAACUAAGCCGCACUUUGUGGAUGAAUACUUUGAACUGCUAUAUUUUGCUUGCUGUUGGGGCUACAGUAGCUGUAUAGUAGCUGCACUAGGUUAAACUAUUUUGCCUUUUGGUAUUGUGCUAUACCACACUCCAAGAUCAUAUUUUUGCUUUGUGUGUUAUCCAAAAGACAAAGUGGGCUUAAUCACAUUCACUUUGCUGCAGUUUGUAUCCGGAUACAGAGUACACAGUCAGAAAGGGAAACUUGCCUUGGGCGUUACCUCAACUCCUUAGCAACAAUUUGCACACAAUACGUUAAAUCUAUAGUGUAAAUUGAAAACCAUCUCCAUUAAAAUGAUAAACACCCAAGCACAAUAAAAAAAUGUAGCAGGUAUCAUCAUUCAACAACUUUAAAGCAUGAAAUCUUCAGUUCAGUCUUUCAAACGUGUUAAGAGAAUUUGACAUGUAAAAAACCAAUUAGCUGGAUAUUUCAAAUUGAUCUAUUUUAAUCUAAGACGUGCAAUUCCAAUGUCAAUUCUGCACAUUCGCCAGGUUAGUAGAUACAUUAUAUUUUACCUAAAACAUUUAUGAGAGAUCAUAACUGUUUUUGUGGUUUGUGGGGUUUUUUCUUCCUUUUUACUAUGCGUUUCAAAUAAAACAACAAGAGGACAUAUUUUUAAACCUUUGCCCCUCUAAUUUAAGACUAUCAGGAAGUAUUACUUUACUGAGAGGGUAGUGGAUGCAUGGAAUAGCCUUCCAGCUGAAGUGGUAGAGGUUAACACAGUUUGAGAGUUUAAGCAUGCGUGGGAUAGGCAUAAGGCUAUCCUAACUAUAAGAUAAGCCCAGGGACUAAUGAAAGUAUUUAGAAAAUUGGGCAGACUAGAUGGGCCGAAUGGUUAUCUGCCGUCACAUUCUAUGUUUCUAACCCAGCCUCUUACUGCAUCUGGAAAAGAAGCCAUUGUAUUGACCACUCACAGCUGAAAAUAUAGGAAACUUGUUUGCACAGUUAAUAGGGCAUUCAGCAAGUAAAGUAGCGUAAAAUCUAUUUUAAAAUGUUUUAUAUGGAUGCCCAUUACUUGUUUUACUCAUUUUGGUAGAGGCUUGCUUGAUGGGUUUUUUCUUUUUUUUUUCCCUUUUUUUUUUUUCCCUUUUUUUUUAAUUUUGCCACCAUUUACCCCUCUUAGUUCAAUAAUUUCCAUUGUUAGGGAGAGUAGACAUGUCCCCUUCUAUAAUGCCUGUCUCCUAUUUGUUCCUGCUGCGCUAGAAAUCUCCACUUGGGGUAUGGUGGCUGCGGGUUGCAAGAUAUUAACACUGGAGACCUGGAAGUUGCUAAGCCCUGCAUUUAGUAGUGGAGGUGGGGAGCAGAGCCCUGCAGACCUCAGGUUGAAAAUUAAAAUAAAAAAUUAAAUUCAAUGAAUUCAAAACUAGUUUGAUUACUUACACUGUGUGGGUGGGGGUUAUGUACUUGUUAUGGUGAUCGGAACUGAUAUGUUUAAAAACUAAAAUGAGCUAAACCGUUUUGUUCUUAUUUAUCCUAAUUGCAGGAAUACAUUGUACAUGAUUUCUGUUUAAUUUUACAGGUAUCAUAGAAGACGCAUGAAGACAGAUCCCCCUAAAGACCGAUGACUUUAGCAUGUUUUGGUAUCUUAUGUUGUUCAGUUGUGUCUCUCUUCAUUACUGCCAUAUACCAUGUUCUCUUUCUGUUUGAUCGGAGGACUAACCAAAUUUGGAAAAGUAAUCAAACUAAUAAAAUGUUUGUGUAUAUAUCUCUUGUGGCCAAUCUUACAUGCAUUUGUGUUCAUGGUUAACUUGAAAAAAAUGAUAUGCAACGAAGUGUUUAAUUGAAAAAUUAG
This is a messenger RNA of Pelobates cultripes (western spadefoot toad), 12669 nucleotides long. The record is from the annotation of a GenBank genome assembly. NCBI's taxonomy places the organism in Eukaryota, Metazoa, Chordata, Amphibia, Anura, Pelobatidae.